Molecule: messenger RNA, 782 nt
Organism: Schistosoma turkestanicum
Lineage: Eukaryota; Metazoa; Platyhelminthes; Trematoda; Strigeidida; Schistosomatidae
Source: the annotation of a GenBank genome assembly
CCUCAAACUACAUGAUAUCAAGCUUAAUUAAAAUAUUUCAAAGAAAGACAACAAAUAUUAAACAAGAAUGAAAUGUUGCAAUUAUAUAAUUUUUCUCAAAAUAUGGUUACUUUUAUUCCAUGUUAUUGUAUGUUAUGGUAACUAUGGAAAACCUCCCUACGAUCAAGUGGAUAGUGAUUACAAAGAUGAAGUAGAACAAGAAAUAGUCAAAGCACCAUUAAGUUUCAUGCCAGUUUGCAAACCUCAACAGAUACAUACGUUUUCUCAAAAACAACUUCGAUGCGCAUGUGGAAUCAAAUGUCAAUAUUUAUGUCAAACAAAGACGACAAGGGAGAAAGAAGGUGAACAAAGAAAAACAUGCAGAAGAGUAUGCCAUCAAAGACCAUGUUACCGGCCAUUAACACAUAAAGUUUACCACUAUAGCUUAUCUGGUGGUCUUUGCAGGAUGUGGAAUGUAUGUACGUACCGUGCGAAAUGUGAAGGCAAAACGCGUCGAUGGGUACAAUAUCAUCUUUCUUCAUGUCAAAGAGCAAAUAUACAAAAACAAUAUAAAUUAUGGUUUAAAGAUAUAUAGUUAUUAUGAGAACAUAUACACUUAAGUUUAUCAUUGACAGUUUCCAUUUUCUCGUUUGUGUGACCAACAAUUAGAAUAAAAUUAUAAUAAGAAAUAUCUCAGACAUUUUGUUCAAAUUUUCCUACGAUUAUUAUUACUUGUCACUUGGACAAUUCCACUUUAUUGUUUAUAUGAUCAGAAAUGAAAAUAAACAUUAUAACGAAAUCAG